UUUGUGUUCAGACGUCGAAGCGCGUGUUCUAAUGCCCAAGAAUUUAGCAAAGCGAACUGACAACGGACCUACUUACAAGUAGUACCACAUUAUUGGUCAAAGUCGCAAAGUACGCGCGACCAUCAAUCGAACGCAUUUCAAUUAACCUUCUGUGUGACCUCGAAUCGUAGGAACAUUUGAAUUUGCUGUCUAUUUGAUCAUGGAGUUUCUUAUUCGUUUGGUCGCCCUAAUUAUGACCGCCGUCUGCACGGUGCUUAAUAAGUUUCUGGAUAUAAUAUUGCCGUGCAAGAAACCAAACUAUCCCCCCAUAAGAGAUCCCAUACUCUUGAAAUCGGUCACAGAACUGUCUACGGAACUGCGACGCGGCGAACUUAAAUCGGUGGAUUUGGUCAGCGCAUAUAUUACACGUAUCCGGGAAGUAAACACGGCAUUGAAUGCUGUGGUCGAAGAUCGUUUCGAGGAAGCACUCAAUGAGGCUCAGCUGGCGGAUGAUUUUAUUGCGAAGGCCAGCUCCGAAUUUGAUCGUGUGGCGCUUUUCACGCGUUAUCCACUCCUUGGAAUUCCAUUCAGUGUGAAAGAGUCGUGCUCUGUCAAAGGGCUCUCCUAUGAGGUGGGCAGCAUAGUGCGCAAGAACAUCAAGGCACCCCAGGAUGGCGACGUGGUCGAGCUUCUGCGGGCAGCUGGCGGUAUUCCCAUGCUUGUGUCGGCCAAUCCCGAGUUUUGUAUGAGUUUCGAAACAAACACAGUGGCCCAUGGUCGCUGUCUCAAUCCCUACGAUCUGCGUCGCACCACUGCCGGCUCCUCGGGCGGAGAGGCAGCCUUGAAUGGCAGCGGUUCCACGCCAUUUGGAGUUGGCUCAGAUAUCAGCGGCUCUAUACGAUUACCUGCCAUGUUCUGUGGCGUGUUCGGCCACAAGCCCACUGGAGGGCUUAUAUCCGUCAAGGGUCACUUUCCGAACUCGGCGACUGACAAAAAUAUGCCCAAGUAUCUACAGAUAGGACCGCUGACACGGUUUGCUCGUGACAUGCCGCUGCUGCUCGAAAUAAUGGCUGGUGAGAAUAAGCACUUGCUGAAAAUGAAUGAACCGGUGGCCUUAAAGGACAUCAAGAUACAUUACGCCUACGGCUAUUCUGGCUUGAAUGCGCUCACACAUCCAAUGCUGGACUUUGACAUCAAGCUGAGCAUCUUGAGGGCAGUCAAGUGCUUUGAAAAGGCCGGCAUGCAGCCGAAACAGCUUGAUCUGAAAUUUCUGCAUAACUGCAUGGAGGUUGUGCUGGUGGCCCUUGUCGAUCUGAAGGGUAUACCCAGUAUUGUGACACAACAAGCCCAUCGGCAGCCACACAUGCGGCUGCUAGUUGUGGAGAUGUUCAACAGUCUUAUUGGCCACUCCCUGUUUACCAAGGAGGCGCUGUUCCUGGAGCUAAUGAAGCGUCUCAAUGCUUUAAUGUUUGAAAGCCACAUGGAACAGUAUCGCAAAGAGGCUAAGACAAUCAAAAAGCAAAUGAGUACUAUUCUCGGAAAUAAUGGGGUGCUCUUUGUACCCACCUUCCACACCAGUGCCCUGUGUUUUAACACUUCCGUGCUGAACUUUACUGGCAUUGAUAUUGUGUUGUUGUUCAAUGUGCUCGGCUUUCCAUCGACGCAUGUGCCCAUGGGUCUGAAUCAGCGUGGCAUGCCCAUUGGGUUUCAGGUGAUAGCUGCACCCUAUCAGGACAAGCUGUGCCUGCAGAUUGCUGCCGAACUGGAGGGCGCCUUCAAGGGCUGGGUUCCGCCCGUACCACAUCAGCUGGCCAAAUAGAAUAAAAUGCAAUACAACUAUUUGUAAAUAAGGUUAACGGUAUAGUUAUUAAACUUUUUACAAUAAAAUGCACUUGGGGUUUCCAUACAAGA
Scaptodrosophila lebanonensis is the source of this 1890-nucleotide messenger RNA. Its product is annotated as fatty-acid amide hydrolase 2-B. The coding region runs from base 200 to 1798 and encodes 532 amino acids. The record is from RefSeq and is a predicted model, not a curated record. The transcript is spliced from 6 exons. Lineage: Eukaryota; Metazoa; Arthropoda; Insecta; Diptera; Drosophilidae.